Messenger RNA from Aricia agestis (brown argus), 3866 nucleotides. It is a transcript of the gene ATPCL, whose product is annotated as ATP-citrate synthase. Gene Ontology annotation, molecular function: ATP citrate synthase activity. The coding region runs from base 160 to 3423 and encodes 1087 amino acids. Lineage: Eukaryota; Metazoa; Arthropoda; Insecta; Lepidoptera; Lycaenidae. The transcript is spliced from 25 exons. Gene Ontology annotation, biological process: citrate metabolic process; acetyl-CoA biosynthetic process; fatty acid biosynthetic process. The record is from RefSeq and is a predicted model, not a curated record. Gene Ontology annotation, cellular component: cytosol.
UUCAGCAAGUGUUUUAUACAUGGAUUAGAAAAUUGAUAAUCAAUUGUGGAAUUACUUUAUGUGCUCGUUAGGAGAAAUAAGCUGAGGAAAAAUUGCUCCUGCUCCAUAUCCAGAACAGUGUUCAUAUGACCCCAGGUCGGCGCUGAACAAAGCAACAGAAUGUCUUCGAAAGCCAUACACGAGGCCACAGGCAAGGAUUUGAUUAACAGGCACAUAGCCCCCGGCACGGCGCUAGUGCCAUGCCGGUUCGCCGUGUUCGAGCAGGGCACGGUCUGGGAGGACGAGCUCGGCAAAAACCCAUGGCUCACUAAAGAGCAACUGGUGGUGAAACCGGACCAGCUGAUUAAGCGGCGCGGCAAGCUCGGUCUGGUGGGCGUGAACAAGAGCGCCGCCGACGUCCGGCGCUGGCUGAGCGAGCACAGCGGCAAGCAGCAGCAGGUCGGCGCGGCCACCGGCACGCUGAGGAGGUUCAUAGUGGAGCCCUUCGUCAGGCAUGACGGGAACGAGGAGAUGUACCUGUGCCUGAUGUCGGGCCGGCGGUCGGACACCAUUAUGUUCCACCACCAGGGCGGCGUCGACGUCGGCGAUGUCGACGCGCUAGCCGUCAGACUAGAGGUGCCAGUAGACACAUUCCCCACGGGCGAGGAGGUGGACAGAGUUCUACUGAAGAACAUCAAGUCCGCCACCACCAGACGGAUAAUGGCGACCUUCAUCCUCUCCCUCUACCGAGUGUACGUGGACCUCCACUUCACGUACAUGGAGAUCAACCCUGUGGUGGUGACCGGGGAGCGGGUAUACCUGCUGGACCUGGCAGCCAAACUCGACCAGACCGCUGACUUCAUCUGCGCGAAGGCCUGGGGCGAGGUGACCUUCCCCCCGCCGUUCGGACGAGACGCGUACCCCGAGGAGGCGCAUAUCGCGGAUUUGGACGCGAAGAGUGGAGCUAGCUUGAAGCUGACGGUGCUCAACAAGGCGGGUCGCAUCUGGACGAUGGUGGCGGGCGGCGGCGCGUCCGUCGUCUACACCGACACCGUCUGCGCGCUGGGUGGUGCUGCGGAGCUGGCGAACUACGGUGAAUACAGCGGCGCCCCCACCGAGAGUCAGACGGCCGACUACGCCAAGACAAUAUUCAGCCUCAUGUGCCGCGACAAACAUCCUAACGGCAAGGUGCUGAUAAUCGGCGGCGGUAUCGCGAACUUCACGAACGUAGCGGACACGUUCCGCGGCAUCAUCACCGCCAUCGAGACGUACCGCGACGCGCUGCUGCAGUACAACGUCACCAUCUUCGUGCGCCGUGGCGGGCCCAACUACCAGGAGGGGCUCAGACAAAUGCGUGAAGUCGGCCAACGAUUGCGCAUUCCGAUGUACGUGUUCGGUCCGGAGGCGAACAUGACCGCGAUCGUGGGGCUCGCGCUCGGCGCCGCCCCCAUCCCGCCCGACCACCAGCUCGACUACGCCCCCAAACAGCUGCCCCGCCCACAGCAAUCUACGCCGCCAAAAGUGGAUAUAGCUGAUCUGCCGCCGGCGCUCCUGGAUAUCAUCUGCUCGCAGGCGCCGACGCGCAUGGACCUCGGCCAGCAGCUGUCCACCGCCAGGCCGCUGUUCUCCGACAGGACUAAGGCCAUCGUGUGGGGCAUGCAAAAUAGGGCUAUACAGGGCAUGUUGGACUUCGACUACAUCUGCCGUCGCGCGGAGCCGUCCGUCGUCGCCAUCGUGUACCCGUUCACCGCCGACCACAAACAGAAGUACUACUUCGGCAACAAGGAGGUCUUCAUACCCGUGUUCAGCGACAUGGACGUGGCGAUGCGCAAGCACCAGGAGGCGACAGUGCUCGUCAACUUCGCCUCGCUGCGGUCCGCAUACGAUAGCACCAUUCAGGCGAUGCAGCACCCGCAGAUCAACACGGUGGUGAUCAUCGCCGAGGGAAUCCCCGAGAACAUGACCAGGAAGAUCAUCAAGCUCGCCGACUCGCGCGGGGUGAACAUAAUCGGUCCGGCGACGGUGGGCGGCAUCAAGCCGGGCUGCUUCAAGAUCGGCAACACCGCCGGCAUGAUCGACAACAUCAUCGAGAGCAAGCUCUACAGACCCGGCAGCGUGGCGUACGUGUCCCGUUCGGGCGGCAUGAGUAACGAGCUGAACAACAUCCUGGCGAAGCACGCGGACGGCGUCGUGGAGGGCGUCGCCAUCGGCGGUGACCGUUACCCUGGGACCACCUUCAUCGACCAUCUGCUCAGGUUCGAAGCGGACCCCAACGUGAAGAUGCUGGUGCUGCUGGGCGAGGUGGGCGGCGUGGAGGAGUACCACGUGUGCCGCGCCAUCCGCGACCGCCUCAUCACCAAGCCCAUAGUCGCCUGGUGCAUCGGCACGUGCUCAGACAUGUUCACGUCGGAGGUGCAGUUCGGUCACGCGGGGUCGCUGGCGGGGUCGGCGCGCGAGGCCGCCGCCGCCAAGAACAAGGCGCUGGCGGACUACGGCGCCGUCGUGCCCGAGAGCUUCGACAGCCUGGGCGCUGCUGUCAACAAGGUUUACAAGAAGCUGGUGGCGGAAGGCAAGAUCAUCGUGAAGGAGGAGGUGGAACCGCCCAAGGUGCCCAUGGACUACGACUGGGCGAGGAAACUGGGCAUCAUCCGCAAGCCGGCGGCGUUCAUCAGCACGAUCUGCGACGAGCGCGGGCAGGAGCUGAGCUACUGCGGCGUGCCCAUCAGCAAGGUGCUCGAGCGGCAGAUGGGCAUCGGCGGCACCAUCAGCCUGCUGUGGUUCCAACGUGAGCUUCCCGAAUGGGCGGCGAAGUUCCUGGAGCUGGUGAUAGUGGUGACGGCGGACCACGGGCCGGCGGUGUCCGGCGCACACAACACGAUGGUCGCCGCGCGCGCCGGCAAGGACCUCAUCUCGUCAGUCGUCAGCGGCAUGUUGACUAUUGGUGACCGUUUCGGCGGCGCGCUGGACCGCGCGGCGCAGGACUUCUGCGCGGCGUACGACCGCGGCCAGCACCCGCAGGAGUUCGUCAACGAGAAACGCGCCAAGGGCGAGCUCAUCAUGGGCAUCGGACACAGGGUAAAAUCGGUGAACAACCCCGACUCGCGCGUGCGCGAGCUGAAGGCGUACGUGACGGCGCGCUGGCCGGCGUGGCCGGUGACGCGGUACGCGCUCGACGUGGAGGCGAUCACCACGCGCAAGAAGCCCAACCUCAUCCUCAACGUCGACGGCAUCGUCGCCGCCGCCAUGGUCGACAUGUUCCGACACUGUCAGCUGUUCACACAGGAGGAGGGCAACAACUACAUCAACAUGGGGUCCAUCAACGCGCUGUUCGUGCUUGGCCGCACCAUCGGCCUGGUGGGACACUUCCUCGACCAGAAGCGGCUCAAGCAGCCCCUCUACCGCCACCCCUGGGACGACAUCACCUACAUGUCACCACUCAACUAAAUCUGCAUCAGCCGGAUAAAACGCUUCCGAAAACUCUAAACAUGUGUCUGUCUACAUGUUUAAAGUGUGACUGCUUUCUUAAGGAGACUAUAAUUUUCGCUUGUCUAUGUAAAAUCGAUGUUAAGAAAACGAGGAUUCGCGAAAGAUGAGUAAUUACUAUUUAGUCAAAUUGUAUUCAAUAGUUUGAACAAGGAAGUUAUGUAUCAAAAAUGUGUGGGAUUUGCUAAUGACAUGCAUUAUGUCAAAUUCCAUGCAUUUUUAUGUGUGGUCUUAAAGGCCUGAUACACGGUUUAAAACUGAAGUUUAAAACCGUGAGGAUAGUUGUUUUAUGCCAAAAAAUUAAAGGUCAAACCAAAUAUGGCUUAAAACAACUAUCUACACGGUUUGAAACUUAAGUUUUAACCCUUGUAUCAGACAUUUAACUGUUAAAUCUAUCGAAAGCA